AUGACGAUGGUGGUGGAAGUUGUGGUAGAAGUGACGGCAGCGGUAAUGAUGGUGGUGCUGGUGCUGGUGAUCAUGAGGGUAACUGAGGUGGUGGUAGAGGUGUUGGUAGUAGUGAAGCUGGUGGUGAUGCUGGUAGUGUUGGUAGUGGAGACAGUGGUGGUGAUGGUGCUGAUGGUGGUGGUGACAGUGCUGGUGCUGAUGGUGAUAAUGGCGAUGUGUGACGGGCGCCGAGUGGCCUCCACCCUCCGCUACUGCAUGACGGUCGGCGGCACGGUGCUUCUGGUGGCCGGCACACUCUGCUUCGCCUGGUGGAGUGAAGGGGAUCCAGGUGCCCAGCCCGGCCAGCCGGCCCCACCCACUGGGCGCCCUGUGCCCGAGGCCCCCGGGACCCUGCUCAGGUCGGUCAGCUUCUUCUGCUGUGGCGCGGGCGGCCUGCUGCUACUCUUCGGCCUGCUGUGGUCCGUCAAGGCUGGCACCCGGGGGCCUCAAUGGGACCUGUAUCGCCUCUCCAGAGACCUGUACCACCUCACUGUGGAGCCCUCGGAGAAGGAGAGCUACAGGACCCCAGAGCUGGUGGCCAUUCCCACUUACGAGGAGGCCGUGCACUGCUUGCUGGCUGGGGAAGGCCUGCGGGGGACCCGGCCCUCCCCGCCUCCACCCAGCUACGAGAGCAUCGUCUUCGCUGCUGACGCCACCUCUGGAGAGACAGUCCCGGGGGCUGCCGGCCCCUGCCCAGGCCGGGCUCAGACCGCGGGGGGACGUUAA
This is a messenger RNA of Ceratotherium simum simum (southern white rhinoceros), 765 nucleotides long. Lineage: Eukaryota; Metazoa; Chordata; Mammalia; Perissodactyla; Rhinocerotidae. The record is from RefSeq and is a predicted model, not a curated record.